Messenger RNA from Schistosoma margrebowiei, 492 nucleotides. The record is from the annotation of a GenBank genome assembly. Lineage: Eukaryota; Metazoa; Platyhelminthes; Trematoda; Strigeidida; Schistosomatidae.
AUGACAUUUAGUAGUGAAGCAGUAGUCCGUAGUUAUUGGGAGAGUUUCCUAGAAGUACGUCGAAGCAUUGCAAUAGCAAAACAUUUACGUGAUAUUGGUGAUAAUUACCGUGGAGCUUAUUUACAUUCUAAUGAUAUUUCAGAUCGUACAGUAUCACCGUCAAUAGUUGAACAUCUUGGUCCAGGUUCCAGUUGGUUACGUCCACAAUGGCCACUUUCACCAGCUCUAGGUGGACCAUAUGUAGCGGUUCAUUGGCGUCGUGGAGAUUUUGUUACUACAACAGCCCAACAAAUUCUAAAUGCUGUCAAGAUAUUUAAUCAGUAUGAAGAUCAUAAAAUCGAUACAAUUUAUCUAGCCACAGAUGCUAAUAAAGAAGUUAGAGGUGGUCAUAAUAGUAGUAGCAUACCGAAAAUGAAGCCUCCAUCUAUUAACAAUGCAAAAUCAACUUGUGUUUUUUGUUUAUAUCACUUGGGAAAAACGACUUCACCGUAA